Messenger RNA from Ascochyta rabiei, 747 nucleotides. RefSeq lists its product as uncharacterized. The transcript has a single exon. The record is from RefSeq and is a predicted model, not a curated record. Gene Ontology annotation, molecular function: carbon-sulfur lyase activity. The coding region runs from base 1 to 747 and encodes 248 amino acids. NCBI's taxonomy places the organism in Eukaryota, Fungi, Ascomycota, Dothideomycetes, Pleosporales, Didymellaceae.
AUGACUGCCCGUCCUUUUCCAGCGAUUACAGGCGGCUGCUAUUGCACAGCAGUCCGGUAUCGUCUCUUAACUUCUCCACUCUUCUGCUACGCCUGCCACUGCACAGACUGUCAAAAGGCCACUGGUAGCGCCUUCUCCUUACAUCUCAGCAUCGAAGCCUACAACAUCGCCAUCAUCUCUGAGACAAAACCGUCGCUAGUCUCGAUAACUCCCAAGCCCUCCAAGCCGCAGGAAGUCUCGAAGCGCGCGGUCUGUCCUCAGUGCGGGACGUUAUUCUGGAGCCACGACAAUCCGUGGGGCUAUCCGAUUAGCGAUGUCCGGAUCGGGACUUUGGAUUUUCCAGGGAUCAUGGAGCCAGAUAUGCAUUCCUUUGUGGGGAGUAAGCUGGGCUGGAUUGAUUUGCCAAGGGACGCAAAGACGUCCAAGGGACAUUACGACUACAAGAUGGCGUGGCCAAAGAGUAGUUUGAAGAGAUUGGAAGUCUGUCUGGAGAGGUUCGAGGCAGCGAAGAAGAUCGUUGGAUCUCAAGAGAACACGGGAGUUUCGAGAGAGAAAGAAGACAGCCUGGUGGAUGGCGAUGGGGAAAAGACGCCGACUGCAACUGGAGACGUGGACGAUGCCGAGGACGACGAAGCUUUUGAGAGGAAAUUCAGAGAGACGGAGCGAGCGCUGCAAGAGAGGUUGGCGAAGUUGAGCCUGAAAUUGGACGAUGGUGAGAAGGAGACUCCGAGCGCGACAACGACAUAA